AUGACUACCCUCGUACGAGCUCGAAAUCCUCUAGAAACUCUGAAAAUGAGCCAACAACCGGCGACGCGAAGAAGGAGUAAAAGAUUGGCUAGUUAUGAUGAAGAAGAUGGAGAUUUUCAAUUCACGCGUGUAUCCAAGAAGGCCAAAACUACUGUAUCUGUUCCAGAUCCAAUACCAGAGGCACCGCCCGUAACGACGACGGUACCUAGGAGGACUAAAAAGGCAGCCCGCGAGCGCGAAAGCCACAAUGUUGCACCGGCGUCAUCACCUCCUUUCAAGAAAACGAGAGCAGCACCCAGAACAAAUCUUUCAACGCCGAAAGAAUCGAGGGUAGAGAAGGUACAGAAACCCAAGAAUGAAGUCGAACCGAAACGGGCAACUAGGAAAAGUACGCGUUUAUCGACGGAGAAAUUUCAAAAUGGGGACAAUAAUUCAACCAAUGGAAGCCGGGAUUACGACAACAGUAUUGAUAUGAUUGGUGGUGCACCUCAACCAGAGGAAUCGAACAGGUCAACUAUAGAAGCUCCGAAUAACACACACUCUACGGUCAUUGCCUUGCCAUUUAGCGAUACCCCAAUUAUCAAUCGAAAUAAGGAAUUGCGAAAGAAAGGUGGGACGGGUCAGAGGAGGAGUAGCUUGGGUAUGCGUGGGAGGAGGGCGAGUUCACUCAUUGACAGUGGAUAUAGCGCAAUACCCCACAAAGAGGUCGAAACCUCACAAUUUUACAAACAUAUUGAGGAUGGACUACCUGAGCCGAGAAGGAUGAAACAGCUCUUGACCUGGACGGGCGAAAGAGCUCUGCCGGAAAAACCUGCGCAUGGCGAUCCGAAUAGUGGUGCAAAAUUAGCAGCGAGAGCAAUAUCUGAAGCUCUUCUCAAAGACUUUGGGACUAAUAACACAUUUUCGAACUGGUUCGAUCGGGAAGAAAAACAGCCGACCAGGAUAACGAAAGUGGUCAAGAAACCCAAUCCUAAGAACCUCGAAGCAGAAGAAAACAUACAGGCUUUAGAAGCUCGAGUCAAACAACUAGAAAUCGAAAAAUCGCAAUGGAUAUCCUACAAAAAGCCCACUGCCCCUCUUCCACCCCUCUUCCCUGAUACGCAUGACGAAGCAAAUCCGCUUUCCCCCACUCAUAUAGAUCCUACUCUUCUAGACCCCGAACAAUCUGCCAUUCUCUCCCUAAUAACGUCCUCGUCAUCUUUGUCCCUGCGCGACAACGCUUCGGAAAGACUCAAGGAUAUUCAUCAAGAAAUCGAAGGGAAAGUAGAUUGUUUCUUGGACGGCAUACACAAAAUUGAACGAUAUGCGGAAACAGUAGGAAGGGUCGCGGAUAAGAUAUUGGCUUUGAGUGCGGUGAGGCUGGAGGAGAGGGAGAGGAGGGAGAGGGAGGUAGUGGGGACGAGAGAUGUGCCAAUGGUAGAGGUGCUGAGGAGUUUGAGCAGGAUUCUUCCCGAGGGGAGCACGAGGUAA
Botrytis byssoidea is the source of this 1470-nucleotide messenger RNA. RefSeq lists its product as uncharacterized. NCBI's taxonomy places the organism in Eukaryota, Fungi, Ascomycota, Leotiomycetes, Helotiales, Sclerotiniaceae. The transcript is spliced from 4 exons. Bases 1 to 1470 code for a protein of 489 amino acids. The record is from RefSeq and is a predicted model, not a curated record. Gene Ontology annotation, cellular component: MIS12/MIND type complex. Gene Ontology annotation, biological process: mitotic sister chromatid segregation; cell division.